UGUUUGCAUUCUAGUGUUUUUCAUUCAGUCAGAGUAGACUAAAACAGCAGGCACGUGGGAUAAGAUUCAGGUACAGUGAACAAAGGGGGUCUUUAUUAAAGGCACAGGAAAGCGAAGGAUGAAGUGUUUGAGAUGUUUACUGCCAGCAGUAGCUCUGCUGCUGCUAAGUAUGGUUGGAGUUAACAUGGAGCAUCUUAAAGCUGAGAACCUGAAUAUGCUUCGUCCCGAUGAGCAUAACUUGGUCCUGAACCGUGGAAUGAGAGUGCUGCCCAGAGACUGUUAUGAAAUGCUGAUGACCUCUUCAGGCCAGGCCAGAGACGGGGUGUACCUGAUCCAGCCAGGUGACUCCCCCAUUGUGGCCUACUGUGCCAUGCGGGAGGGAGGAUGGACUGUUGUGCAGCACAUCACUGUAAACAGCAGCGUGAAUUUUGAUUGUACCUGGGCUGAGUACAAGCAUGGCUUUGGGGAUGUCACUGGGGAUCACUGGCUUGGGAAUGAAUACCUUCAUCAGCUCACCCGUGGCCCUGGGCACUAUAAACUAGGAGUAAAACUAGUGGACCCAGACGCCGUCACCAAGAUGGGAGAGUAUGACCCCUUUCUAGUGGAGGAUGAGGCAUCAGCAUACAGACUAAGGCUUGGGUUGUUCCAAGGCACAACCGUAGACGCUCUUACCCUGGACACAGAGAACUACCUGCAUGACAACCAGAAAUUCACCACGAAAGACAGAGACAAUGACAACUACUUCCAAAACUGUGCCAAGCUGGAGUUUCAGGGGGUGCCUGGAGGAGGUUGGUGGUACGAUGCAUGUGCUGGUGCCAAUCUAAAUCGCAGGAAUGUCAUCUACUGGCAAAAGGACUGCAACAAGGAGCGACUGUGCAAGUAUGCAUGGAUGAUGGUGAGACCUUCAGAUACAGUUAAAGUGAUUUACAGCGGAGACUGCAAGAGGGAUGAGCUAUAAGGACACUAUUUUUUAAUAUUUGUGAUACUAGGUUUGUUAAAGGCUAAGUGAUAAACAUUAAAGUGUUCAACUUUCUUUUUUGUUUUGUUAUGCUUUUUAAUUUAUUUUUUUUAACAAACACUACGAUGGUUGACAUAAGGAAUUUUCUCUUAAUAGCUGUCGUGCUGGACAUUAAAUUCACCACAUUUUAUUCAGAAAUGCAUGGACAUCACAAAAUACUGAAAAGGACAAAAAGAAAAUAACAAACUUGAAACACAGUAUAAAAAUGCAUUACGGUUUUAGCUCUAGCGUUGUUUCCAACAUACACCAUUUCAAUAUAUGAAGCAAAGCAUCUCUUUCACUCCUCAAAUUGCAAGUGCAGAUUUCUGGUUUAUCACAGUUACAAAAAAGUGUGUCAUGACACGUAGUAAUGACACAUGUAAAAUAUCUUUUGUGUGUCCAUCCAAUGCUUACAUCCAAAGCUUGCAGAAAAGAACAUUUCACUAACUUUUUUUUUUUUUUUUUGGCCACUACAUUACAAGUUUGCCAGAAAUACAAUGAAGGUAUGAUGAUAUAUUGAUUUAGCCACAGUAAUUCAGAGAAAACUAAUUCUGUAUUUCAAGAUCCUGAG
Molecule: messenger RNA, 1568 nt
Organism: Toxotes jaculatrix (banded archerfish)
Lineage: Eukaryota; Metazoa; Chordata; Actinopteri; Toxotidae
Exons: 3
Coding region: 119-958 (279 amino acids)
Source: RefSeq, a predicted model, not a curated record